AAUUGACAUUCAUUAAAUUACUGUUAUUUCAAAACAGAAACAAUAAAACUGUUUUCAGAUGUAAAAAUAUUGUUACUGAUAUGUCAAUAAACAAGAAUAUAUAUAAUUAUCAUGGAAAAAAUAUCAACAGAUAAAGAAUAUUUGACUUACCUCUCCUCUUUCCAUAAAAUGUGGUUGUUGGUAUGGCGGCCAUCUUGAUAAAGAAAAAAAGUAAAGUUCCCUGCAUGCAAACCCAUCACAUGACAUAUCACUGGAAAGCCCAGGAUGUCCUCUACAGACAACCUUCUGUCACUUUUCCACUGUCCAUUCUUUCUGUAAGCUGUGGGCCUUGGCAGAUACGACACAACUUUUUUUUGGCCCUCCUCACCAGUUUGUCCACCCUUUUUUUGUCCCGGGCAGAGAUGCUGCCUGCUCAGCAGACCACACCAUAAAAAAUGGCUGAUGCCACCACAGAGUCGUUGAAGCUGUAUUCCAAAAGGCUCUCAGCCUCCUGAGAAGGAAGAGUCUGUUUUGGCUCUUUUUGUUGAGGUGAACACCCUUGUAGGAGGUGACUCUCCCGAUGUCUGUUCCCUGGAUGUUCACCAGUGCGGGUGGGGUGUGUUGGCGUCUGCUGAACUCCACCACCAGCUCCUUGGUUUUACCAACGUUGAUGUGGAGGUCGUUACCCUGGUGGCAGGUUGGAGUGUUGUACCCAAAGUAUAGAGAGUGAACAGAAAAUGAGCCAAAACUGUUUCCUGUGGUGCACCUGUGCUACAGAGAAGCAUGUCACUGCUCUGCGUCCUCACAUACAGUGACCAAGUAGUGCAAAACGACUUCGACAUGAUGACUUCGAACUUGAUUCAGUGCAGCUUUCAGAAAAAGUGAAACUGUCUCAGUAACGCUGAAGGAUUAACAGAGCGGUUACAACACAAUCUGGCUGCAGUCUAUUUGAAAAUGCAAACUAUUCUCCGUGCAUCACAGAAGGCACCACAGGAUAUCAUUGACCUUACAGAUCAGUCGUUUUCACUAUCAUAACCCAAAAAUUGCACAAAGAAUGUGUGGUUUAUUGGGCGUUAGCUAACUGGCCAGUUAAGAACGACUCAGCCCUCCACUCUACUCAGAUGGCCCUUCUGUGCAGUUCAGAUGAUGUAUGACACUUUGGAUAUGGAAAACCUUGGAGUUUUUGCACCUCUCGUGAGUGACCUAAAAACUCAUGGAAACUCAUUGGCUACGUUUUUUGGGGGGGUAAAACUAAAGAAAUAUGAAAACAAUAAUAAUGAUAAUUUACCUUGACAUCUCUCAUACAAGUUACUGUACACUCUAAUUUGCAUAUUCUGGAACACCAGCCAGUUCAUAUCAUCAAAGCACAUUCCGGGUUCUGUUUGCUAGAACACGUUCCUUUGAUCGCUGAGAGAGCUCACACACGCACACACGUGUUGGAUCCACAUUCACUUGUUACUGGAAGUUAUCAGAUUUGAAAUUUCUGUAAUAUCAUCAUGGCAAAUAACAACUCUGAACGCCUGAGCGACACUAAGAAGGAAUCGCUCAAGAAGAACUUGAAGAGAAAAGUCAGAGAAGGUGAAGAUGGACUCUCAAAGACAAAGAGGAGAAGACUGAACUACAACCAGGCUGAGAAGGAAUCAGGAUCGGCCUCGUCUGCGGACACUGGCAAUGAGAGCAGCAGCACACAGUCCAGUAGGUGCGGUACAACAGUGGAGGAUGUGAGCAAGAGGACUGGAAAGAGGAAGGCUGCCGCUGAUGAAGAAGAACCCUGCGCAAAGAGAAGGAAGGGCCGGCCAACCAUGAAGGAUUUGAUAGAUUCCCGAAGAGCUGAAUUUGAGGCCAAAUACCAGCAGGAGAAUCAUCUCGGCGAAGGAGGCUGUGGAUGUGUGUUUGCUGGCUACCGCAAAGCAGAUCAUUUACCUGUUGCCAUCAAACACAUAGCAAAAGACAAAGUGUUGUGCAAAGAGAGACGAAAUGGGAAAGAACUCUCAGCUGAGGUGGCUGUGAUGUUAAAACUCCAAGCUGGAAGAACUGGAUUAAUGGAGGAAUCAGCACCCGUGUCACUCCUGGACUGGUAUGAUCUGGACCAGGAGCUGAUCCUGGUGCUGGAAAGACCAAUGCCAUGUAUGGACCUUUUAAAUUACAUCAGGACAAACAGAGGCCACUUACAGGAGGACAAGGCAAAGAUCAUACUUAAACAGUUGGUUGAUGCAGCAAAUGAACUCGAGGAUAAGCGCAUCUUUCAUCGGGAUAUCAAACCGGAAAACAUCCUGAUUGAGACCAGCUCAGAUGUGCCGCGUGUUCGUGUCAUUGACUUUGGACUGAGCUGUUUCUUCAAGAAAACAUCAGUUUACCGUGUCUUCUGUGGUACCCCCCAACACGUCCCUCCGGAGUGGUACAGUCAUUAUACCUACAGGCCCGGCCCCACCACAGUGUGGCAGAUGGGAGUGGUCUUAUAUGAGCUGCUCCACAGAACAGUCCGAUUUGAUACCACAAGUUUCCUCAGACAUGAGCUGCCAAUCAGGGAUGAGCUGUCCAGAGAUUGCCAGGAUUUCUUACAGAAGUGUUUAAACACAUCCUACAUGCUGCGACCUACCCUGAAGGAGCUCCAGCUUCACCCAUGGCUCAGAUAAACCAACACUACACUCACACACGAGUUCAUGCCAAUACAAUACAUUCACAAUACAAGAACUAAUUCUGUUCUCGUUUUUCUUCACCAGGACCGUCCGCCAUGCUUAUACAGGUUUUCUCCGGGUGCUCCGGUUAGACCAACUGCAGUUCCUUUAGGCCCCCCGGCCGUCCGCGGAGAGGAGGAUCUCUCUUUGAAUUGCCUUUCCCGAGGUUUCUUCCCAUUUUUCAUCUGGCCUCAAGGUUUUGGGGAGUUUUUCCUCGUCUUCUUAGAGAGCUUGGGCCGGGUCAGGAGCUGCUUAUGAUUUGUGCUUAUGACGAAAGCCAUAUCACAUCAUAAGGAAAAAAAAAUGGAUACUAAUCUAUCAACUGGUCAUUUUGUGAUAUUAAACUAGAAUAAUAAUAAAAAAGAAACAACUUAGA
Molecule: messenger RNA, 3033 nt
Organism: Scatophagus argus
Lineage: Eukaryota; Metazoa; Chordata; Actinopteri; Scatophagidae
Product: serine/threonine-protein kinase pim-1-like
Exons: 8
Coding region: 1476-2615 (379 amino acids)
Biological process (GO): negative regulation of apoptotic process; regulation of mitotic cell cycle; protein autophosphorylation
Cellular component (GO): cytoplasm
Molecular function (GO): protein serine/threonine kinase activity; ATP binding
Source: RefSeq, a predicted model, not a curated record